Paramisgurnus dabryanus is the source of this 2567-nucleotide messenger RNA. RefSeq lists its product as uncharacterized. The record is from RefSeq and is a predicted model, not a curated record. Lineage: Eukaryota; Metazoa; Chordata; Actinopteri; Cypriniformes; Cobitidae.
CGGUCAGUGCCAGCCUGAAGUUCUGCGAGUCACGUGGAAAGUUGUAAACAGGUUGGUUGUGUGUAAUGAGAAUAGGAAUGGAGUGUCACCUCUCAAACAAAAUAUAUUAAGUUUAACACAUGAUAAUCACGUUUUUGUUCAUUUCAUCAAAUUAUUAGUUGGUUAAUUUUGUCUCGAAGGUUUCUAACAGCAUUCCAACCGGCGCUAUACAGGCCAGGGUAGUGGCUCGCAGCUGAGCACGGGACCUUUGCUGCUAGCUGCGUUAGCUUUGGCAUGUCGGCUGCGCUUCCUAUGUACCAGAGAGGUACUCGGUGGCUCGUUCCUCUUAAACACACACCAACAUGGAACUUGUGAAAAACUAUGUCAAGAAAGCAAUGCCAUCGCUUAGUAGUGAUCAGAUGGAUACACUGAUGGCUAAACUGGAGGAAUUAGGAGUUCUCUCUGUAGAUGACCUGAGCCUUGUUGACCCGGAGGACAUUAAAGACACUCUGCCAUUUAUUCAGUGCAAAAGAUUCGUCAGAGCUGUCAAAGCAUUGGAAUCAGAUUCACAAGCUCCAUCGCAGUUUACCAGGCCUGGCCCCUCCUCAACACCUGAGCCACAUAGGUUUCAGCUGCCUUCAACACCACCUGAGACAGCCGACUCCCCAUCCCAAGACACAUAUUCUGUUCCAUGGCACAAAUUUCCCUCAAAAGUCAUGGAUGACUUACGUGAAAAGAAGUACAUAAUGGGGAAAGACAGACGAGAGAUGGUUCGGAUCGUCGCUGAAGAUUACCUCCACAAACACCCAGGAAGACCUGGUAGACAAAAGCUGAGGGAACUCGCCAGUAUGAUUGUAGGACAAUAUCCUGCCUCCUUCAAGCUGACAGAGCCGUUUGGAAACAAACCUUUUGCAAAAGAUGGUUCUGAAACUUUAUUUCGUCAGCUGGAACACAGAAUUGAAAAUAUGAAGAGGCCACAAAGCUCACUGAAGAGGCGAGCAGGGGGUGAAAAUUCAACAAAGAAAAGGCCCAGGAAUUCAGAUCAGUAUGGAUGUGUGGCGUGGGAUCCAAUCAUUGAGGGGACUGUGUGCAGAGAAGACCUGCUGUCUAAACGAGAUGACUUGAAACGUGCCUUUCAAACCCAGGAUCUUCAGGAGUCAUCUGUUAGAAAAUUGAUGACUGAAACAUAUCCCAUUCAGCGUGAAAUCCUCAACGAUGCUGAUACCCCUAUUGGCGUUGUAAAGGAGGAGUGGCCGUUCCUGUUUGAAGUUCCUCACCUGUUUGAUCAUGCAUCCAAACUCCUUGGCUUCUCUGUACAAAACAAGCUGGCACAGGAACUUUCCAAAAAAGAAAAGGGGAUCAAUGACUUCCUUGACUCCAAAGGGAUGAAGACGGGCGAAGGUCCAAUACAGCUCAUCUGUGGCAUUGCAAAAUACUUCAAGGAAGACUCUUAUAAACUCUUCGACAAAAAAGAGAUCUCUGCAGAUCCUGAAGUCGAACUCCCAGUGACCCCAUGCAUCCUAGUCAGAGGUGACCAGCAAUUCAAGAUUGCUCUUGAUGGGUUACUUGUCAAUGACCACAUCACCUCUCCCAUUGUGGCUUUGAGCUACGUCUUCUCCAUGUUUUAUGUCUGCAACAUCCAAUACCCACCGGAGAUGGCUUUUACUCUCGAAUUCAUGCAAAGAGUUUUCUUUGGGAUCAAUCCUGAGCGAGGCUCCAAGGCAGAGAAGAAAGGGAAGAAACAGCACUUCAUACCUCCACAGGUGUGCAAGCUGGUUUCUCAGCUGAAGGAAUUUGAAUGCAAGCAGAAGGACUCUGAGUGGGCCAUUUGAGCUGUUCUCAAAGCUCAGAAAAUACCUUUUUGGACUGUAUGUACAAUUUUUAUAGUAUUAUGUGAGUUCAGAUGUUUUAACUAGAUGCCCACAACACACAUGCUGCAGUUUAAAAUCCCCCAUGUUAAGGGGGAGGGAAGGUGGGCGAUAUUUGUCAUUCCAGGUAGAGCUUUGCCUGUCAAUGUGGAGUUGGAGGUGUAAAUUUUAAGUUUUAUUUUUUUACAGAAAUCUCUUUAUGGCAUCCUUUUAAGGUUAUGAUUGUUAUUGCUGCACUGAUGUUUUAUAGAAAAUUUAUAUAAUGUAAUACUUCUAAUGUUCUACUUGUUUUUUGUAGAAAGGUCAGACACUGGUUGCAGAGCUCUGCCUGUCGGUGUGAUAUGUGGAGUUGGAGGUGUAGGUUUCUGCAUCCUCCUGGAGGGGGCUCCUCAUUUUGCACUGACAGGUGAGACAGCAACAGCAAUGCUGGCAGUUUUAUUGUUAUUUAUUGUUAUUUUGUCAAUGUCUUUAACAAAUCCAUUUGUUAUUAAUGCCUGUCAGCCUGUGGGUGCUAAAAAGUUGCUAGAUUUGGCAGCUCCCUGUUAAAGGACAUGGCUGUAGUUCUUUAAGAGAACAGCUGGUUUAUGUAUGUAAAAUUGCUCUGAAUGUGAAGGUGAUGUUCUGAAUGUAUUAGUGGUUGUAAUGUAAAUAUUGCAAUUCAUUCACUACAAAAAGUGCAAUCACUUUAAAGCAUUGGCAGCUGUUAAAAUAAAUAAAUAA